CGAAUGCCCGCCGAAACAAACAGACGCCGCAACCUGCUUUGGGCCCUCGGGAUAUUCUGUCUUAUCCUGGUCUCGUUCCGCGUCUACGCAGCAAAAGAAAUGGACUCGCUGCCCGCCCCCUUCACCAUCGAAAUCGAUGGCACCCCCAUCGCAAAGGCCCCCGCGGAUGCUGCGGACCGCACUCAGGCACACAUUGGGACCGAGCCUGCUGCAGUUUUUGAGCUGAAGGACAAGCGCCUCCAGUCCGACGGCCAUAUCCUCGCCCGAGCUUUGUCCGAAGACCGUAGCUUUAGCCCAAAGAAGGUCAUGUGGUUCAAGGCCGACACCACUGUGCCUGUCUACGAUGUUGUUGCUGCUCAAGAUGGCGAGGAUUAUUCACUCCAGUUUUCCGGUGCCGGCCUAAUGGCAUCGGAUGGCCAGGUUUUUGCAGACAUCAUGGGCACCAACCCUUCGCGUGUUGUGGUAAAGAUGCAAUCUUGAAUCCAGCUAGUCAUGAUGCCUGUCGAUCUGCUCAAUGUAUCACAUGACAUGGCUGUGACUACUGCAGGUACAUAAUUGUGCUUAUGUAGAUCUCCCCAAUACUCGCUGUAUGAAUGACGUAUCUUCGCUAAAAGCAUCCUUGAGCCAAAAUGCCCAAUACAUGUGCUUUUCCCAUGCUCAUAGUGCGCCUACGUGGACAUGUAUUUUCUCUUUUAGAAUACAUCAGCCACCACAGCAAUGUGCCC
Messenger RNA from Exserohilum turcica Et28A, 725 nucleotides. RefSeq lists its product as uncharacterized. The record is from RefSeq and is a predicted model, not a curated record. Gene Ontology annotation, molecular function: serine-type endopeptidase inhibitor activity. The coding region runs from base 4 to 480 and encodes 158 amino acids. The transcript has 3 exons. NCBI's taxonomy places the organism in Eukaryota, Fungi, Ascomycota, Dothideomycetes, Pleosporales, Pleosporaceae.